AUGAACUCAUCUAUUAAUGGAUUAAAUAGGCAGGAAACCUAUGAGGAAAUUGUCAGCAAAAUAUUUGUAAGUGUUCUUCUUGGGUGCAUUAUUCUUUGUAUCAAUGGAUCAUUUGUUUUUACUUUCUUUAAAAGCUCAGUUUUCUAUAACAAUCCAAGAUACAUUUUAUACAUACAUUUGGUUAUCAAUGAUAUGAUUAUGGUUGGUGUCUCUGUGGCUCUCCUUGUAAUGGUAUAUACAUGGAGGAAUGUAAGCAUUUCUUCUUGUUGUGUAUUACUAAUCAUAGCUUCAGCCACUCAGAAGAACACACCACUAAACUUGGCAGCCAUGGCAAUAGAGCGUUACAUUGCAAUCUGUAGACCACUGCAUCAUUCUCAAAUCUGUACAGUGCACAGAACAUUUAUUCUUAUUGUUUUAAUAUGGGGUGUUGGACUUAUUCCUCCUCUGACAGACUUGAUUAUUUCCGCCAUCCUUUUUCCUUUGUUUAUUUUCAACACUGUUACAAUCUGCUCAUCAUCAUAUCUGUACAACACUGUUUAUCAUGAUCAAAGAAAGCAAAUAACACAGGCAAUGUACACAUCCUUUGUGUGGAUUGUUCUUAUCUUCACUUAUUGUAAAGUGCUGAUUGCAGCCAGAAAGAUGUCAGGUGACAAAGAACCUACUACAAAAGCCAAGAACACAAUCCUGUUGCAUGGAGUACAGCAAUUGCUUUGUAUGCUGUCCUUUACUCCUCCUGUGUUAGACUUUAUUUUUGUUCGGAUUAUGCCAACUCAAUGGACAAAGAUCAGUUACUAUGCUUACUUGAUAACAAACAUUGUACCACGCCUGCUUAGUCCACUAAUUUAUGGUAUUCGAGAUCAGACAUUUGUCAAACAUUUGAAUAAAAAUUUCUUGUUGAAACUAUUUAUUGUUAAGGUAGAAUCAGACAAAAACACAAUUACAAAAUAA
This is a messenger RNA of Silurus meridionalis, 948 nucleotides long. RefSeq names its product odorant receptor 131-2-like. Gene Ontology annotation, molecular function: G protein-coupled receptor activity. The coding region runs from base 1 to 948 and encodes 315 amino acids. The record is from RefSeq and is a predicted model, not a curated record. The transcript has a single exon. Gene Ontology annotation, biological process: G protein-coupled receptor signaling pathway. Gene Ontology annotation, cellular component: membrane. NCBI's taxonomy places the organism in Eukaryota, Metazoa, Chordata, Actinopteri, Siluriformes, Siluridae.